Molecule: messenger RNA, 3311 nt
Organism: Otolemur garnettii (small-eared galago)
Lineage: Eukaryota; Metazoa; Chordata; Mammalia; Primates; Galagidae
Gene: FAM149B1
Product: family with sequence similarity 149 member B1
Exons: 14
Coding region: 210-1955 (581 amino acids)
Biological process (GO): cilium assembly; protein localization to cilium
Source: RefSeq, a predicted model, not a curated record
ACUUCCGCCCCGCGGGGAAGCUGGGAGGUCUGAGUCCUGGAGAGGUGGGGACCCGGGGGAGGUGGCGGUCCGGAGUCUAGGCGACGGGGCGAGACGGGGCCGGUAGGUGGCGGGAGGGGGCCGGGCCGGAGCCGGCGGGAGGGCCAGGCCCGGAGGCCCCCACCCUGGCGUGGUCGCCCCGGCCGCGGCUGAGGAGGAGGAGGAGGAGGAUGAUUUCCAGAUACACUCGGAAGGCCGUGCCACAGAGCUUGGAGCUGAAAAGAAUAACAAAACAUGCUCUUAAUCAUCCCCCUCCAGAGCAACUGGAUGAAAUUUCCUAUACCAGUGACAACCAUGAAAAAGACACAAGUUCUCAAAGUGAAUCUGACGUCACACGAGAAUCACCUUUUACAUCAUCUGACACUGGGAAUUCAAGGUCUGCUUUUCCAAGUUAUACAGGCACAGGGAUUUCUACCGAAGGCAGCUCCGACUUCUCGUGGGGAUAUGGUGAACUUGACCAAAGUGCCACUGAAAAAGUCCAGGCAAUGUUCACAGCCAUUGAUGAGCUCUUAUAUGAACAGAAAUUGAGUAUGCAUACAAAGAUUCUACAAGAAGAGUGCCAACAGUGGACAGCUAGCUUUCCCCACCUCAGGAUUCUAGGUAGGCAGAUAAUUGCGCCAAGUGAAGAUGAUGGAUUUUAUCCUAGAUCUCCUACUGUUUCAGCUUCAUAUGAAGCACCCUUGUCUCAAGAAAGAGAUUCUACUAUAUUUGGUAUAAGGGGAAAGAAGUUACAUUUUUCAUCUUCUUAUGCUCAUAAAGCAUUUCCCAUUGCCAAAUCCCCCAGCUUGUACUCUAUGGAAAGAGAAGAGGAAGACUGUAUAAUUUCAGAAGGAAUAAUUGAGGAAUACCUAGCAUUUGACCACACAGAUAUGGAAGAGGGAUUUCAUGGAAAGAAAUCAGAAGCAGCUACAGAGAAACAGAAAUUAGGGUAUCCUCCCAUUGUUCCAUUUUACUGCAUGAAAGAGGAUGUCCUUGCUUAUGUGUUUGACAUCGUGUGGAGCAAGGUUGUGGGCUGUAUGGAGCAGUUGACACGUAGUCACUGGGAGGGUUUUGCUUCUGAUGAUGAGAGUAAUGUUGCAAUAACCAGACCGGAUUCAGAGAGUCCCUGUGUGCUGAGUGAACCACACCCUUUGGUGUUGCCGAGAGUGCCACAAUCUAAGGUGCUGUCCAUCACCUCAAAUCCGAUGAAUCUCUGUCAAGCAAGUGGUCAUCAGCCAAAUGUGAAUGGUCUCUUGGUUCAUGGGAUGCCUCUACAGCCAAGAAAUCUCUCCCUAAUGGACAAGCUCCUAGAUCUUGAUGACAAGCUACUUAUGAGGCCUGGAUCCAGUACCAUCCUUUCAACCCGAAAUUGGCAAAAUCGAGCUAUGGAGUUUAGUACAUCAUGUAUGUCAUAUACAGUGCAGUCAGCCAGGAGACGCAAUCCCCCACCACGUACCCUUCACCCGAUCAGCACAAGCCAUUCACGUGCUGGAACGCCAAGACCUGUGGAAGAAAUCCUCAGAGGAUCCCGAAUGCCAGUGGCAGCCGACUCCCUCUCUUCUCCCUCACCAAUGCCCCUCAGUCGAAAUAACCUGCUGCCACCUAUUGGCACAGCUGAAGUUGAACAGCUGAGCACUGUGGGGCCACAAAAGCAAACGAAACCCCACAGUGAUUCCAGUCGAGCUCGAAGUGCAGUGGUGGAUGAGCCCAACCAUCAGCAGCCCCAAGAGAGGCACCUUUUACCUGACUUUUUCUCCAGGCCCAACACAACUCAGUCGUUUUUGCUGGAUACACAGCAUCAUCGUUCAUAUGCAGCUGAGUAUCCUCAUCAGGCCCGACCUGGUAGGGGAUCUGCAGGUACAGGUCCUCAGUUACAUGGGUCUACAAAAUCUCAAAGCAGAGGUGGACCAGUCUCUAGAACCAGACAGGGACCAUAGGGCAAUGAGAAGAACCUAUUUAGGCUGGAGGGAACAUGUGGGAAGAUCUCACAAAUCAGUGUUGUCAUGGAGUGAUGCAGAACUUGUACGUGAGAUCAACUUGAAACCAUCUUCACCAAGAGUUAUUUUGGUAAAAUGGACUGUGAAAAACACAACAGAGUAUCCGCCAAAGAUUACAUGGGUAUAUGUCUAGCUCUGAUUACUGUCUUCUUUCAUCACAAGUUAUCCCACUCUACUGGACAGUAAAGUUUGCACCCAAAGAUGUAACAAUGAAUAAUAAGCAAAUCACUGCUCAUGUUGUCUGUUAACAAUGAUCACUUCUCAAUUAUUGUAAGUUUCUAUGAGAUUAGACAUACAUGAAAAGCAGCAUACGAUUAUUUGAGAAUAUUAUUAGCUUUAGAAUACUUCAGCUUGUAUUAAUUUCUGGAGAGCUGUAUUCAAUUUUAAGUUAUUUUUAGAGAUGGUGUUGUCAGAAAUCUCACCUACUCAUCAAACAGAUUAUCAUUCCAUAGCUUUCUCUUUAGAUGUCCAACACUGUCAGCAGGUUAAAAUGUAAGGGGUGAGUAAAGACAUAAAUGUUAAGGACUAGUGUUACGUUAACUUCUGUAAUAAAUCAUAUUGUGUAUUUCUUUUUUUCCAGAUAGGACAGCUCAAACUUACAGUGCCUGCUUUAUAUCAGGUUAUUCUUAUUUUCUCUACAAAGUAACUUACUGGUCUUAUUUUUUCCAAAUAUUACACUCACCUUGCCAGAUUUUCUCCUGUAGCUCUAAGCCAAUUAAAAAAUAAUUUGUAGGGCCUAUUAGUGUGCCACCAAGGUACAAUUCCUUAAAAAUUUAUGAAACCAUCAGUUAGUCCAGCACAAAUACAUCCUAAGAGCAGCAGAAUUAGAGGUUCAGCAUUCAGAACUAAAAGGUUCACCACAGGCCUUCUCCGGAGGGCACUCAUGAAUGCAGCAAUGGUUUUAACUAUGGUUUAAUUUAUUUAAAUUUCACUGAAUACCAAUCUAAAUUAUCAUAACAGUUUUAGAUCUAAUUGUUAGUUUUCAGAGUGGAUAAAUUCAAAUGAUCAUAAAUUGGGGUAACUUUUUAUCAUACUAAGGUGUUCUAAUGCUAUAUGAAGACAGAUGCUUCAAACUCCAAUUAAAUCAUAUUUUUAAUACAAUUAAAGAGUAUUUUUUUAACCUGCUUGUAAUCACAAACUGAAAAUGUGUCAUGUGUUUACCUUAGAUAAAUUAUGAUACAUAAAGCUCAAUAGCAAGAGGUUUUAUACCUAUGGUAUAUUGAAUAUAUUAGCUUAUAAAUUAGAGAUUUUAAGUUGAAUAGUCCCUAAAAAAAUUUCACAUAUUCUAAUGAACAC